AUGAAGACGCGGCCGCGCGCGUCCGCGUCGGCAUCGAGCGACGUCGCGCGACGCCGCGACGCGCUCGUCGGCGCCGCGCUGGCGCUCGUCGCGACGCCGGGCGCGGCGCGCGCGAAACUCUCGGGAGGCGUCACGGGAGGGGUGCCGAUCGAGAACUUUCAGCCGAUCCCGGGAACGAACCCGCCGAUACUGUACUACGAUUUACAGGGCGCGAGCGGCGCGACGGGGGGCGUGCCGAAGGGGGCGCGCGUGGCGGUGCACUACGACUUGAAGUUUCGGUCGGUGACGGUGGGGACGUCGAGGCAGGGCGCGGGCGUCACGGGAGGGACGCCGAUCGGAUUCACCGUCGGGCAACCCGCGGGAGAGCCGGGAGGACCGUUCAUACAGGCGUUUAACGAGGGGAUCAAGGGCAUGGGCGUCGGGACGGUGCGACGGAUGAUCGUGCCGCCGGAGUACGCGUACGGGCCGAACGAGGUCAUGGAGAUCCCGGCGAACGGGACGGUGACGCUCGACUUGGAGCUUUUGAGCGUGGCGAAGGAUCCCAUCACGCGCGGCGUCAAGGGGGCGCAGGAGUAG
Molecule: messenger RNA, 576 nt
Organism: Ostreococcus lucimarinus CCE9901
Lineage: Eukaryota; Viridiplantae; Chlorophyta; Mamiellophyceae; Mamiellales; Bathycoccaceae
Gene: FBP16-4
Product: peptidyl-prolyl cis-trans isomerase, FKBP-type
Exons: 2
Coding region: 1-576 (191 amino acids)
Cellular component (GO): chloroplast thylakoid lumen
Molecular function (GO): peptidyl-prolyl cis-trans isomerase activity
Source: RefSeq, a predicted model, not a curated record